CUCUCGCGAGAUUAUCGCAAAAUACAACUUCCGGCGCUGCAAGCAUUUAACAACACUUUCACAACAUAAGACGGGUUCACAUGGGAGCACAUGAAGAGGACUUUGUUCAGUGUCAGACAUUCAUGAAAUUAUCAUUCAGUCAAACACUCGAUAAAUAUGGAGAAGAUGUCACGGGUCACCACCGCCCUAAGCAGCAACACCAUCAGUGGCAAAACUAUGUUCUGCCACUUGGACGCUCCUGCCAAUGCCAUCAGCGUGUGCCGCGACGCGUCCCAAGUUGUCGUCGCCGGGCGGAACAUUUUCAAGAUCUACACCAUCGAGGAAGAGCAGUUUGUGGAAAAACUGAAUUUGCGCGUUGGCCGCAAACCCUCCCUGAACUUCAGCUGCGCUGAUGUCAUGUGGCACCAGAUGGAGGAGAAUCUGCUGGCCACAGCUGCUACCAACGGGGCGGUGGUCACGUGGAAUUUGGGAAAGCCGUCUCGCAACAAGCAGGACCAGCUGUUUACCGAGCACAAACGCACCGUCAACAAGGUGUGCUUCCACCCCACAGAGGUUUACAUGCUGCUGAGCGGCUCUCAGGACGGCCUGAUGAAGUGCUUUGACCUGCGGAAGAAGGAGUCUGUCAGCACCUUCUCAGGUCAGUCAGAAAGUGUGAGGGACGUCCAGUUCAGCAUGAAGGAUUUUACAUUUGCUGCAUCCUUUGAAAACGGGAACGUUCAGCUGUGGGACAUCAGACGACCGGAUCGGUACGAGAGAAUGUUCACCGCCCACACCGGGCCCGUCUUCUGCUGUGAUUGGCACCCCGAUGACAGAGGCUGGCUGGCGACAGGAGGCAGAGACAAGAUGGUGAAGGUUUGGGACAUGACCACCAACAGAGCUAAAGAGAUCUACUGCGUCCAGACCAUUGCGUCCGUGGCUCGAGUUAAAUGGCGCCCCGAGAAGAGGUUUCACUUGGCCACCUGCUCCAUGAUGGUGGACCACAACAUCUACGUGUGGGAUAUCCGCCGACCCUUCAUCCCCUUCGCCACCUUCGAGGAGCACAAAGACGUGACCACUGGUAUUGUGUGGCGCCACCAGCACGAUCCGGAUUUUCUGCUCUCCGGGUCCAAAGACAGUACGCUCUACCAGCACAUGUUCAAAGACGCCACACGGCCCGUAGACAAGGCCAACCCCGAGGGUUUGUGCUUCGGACUUAUGGGGGAUUUAGCCUUUGCGGCCAAGGAGAGUCUGAUAAACAGUGACACCAAUAGGAAGCCCUACGCUGGCGGUGAUCGCCGCAAUCCCCUCUUCUUCUUCAAGAAGACCGACCCGACAGAACAGUUUGCUCACGUGUCCAGUGCGCUGACGAUCUACGAAACGGACUUUGACAGUAACCACAUGGACUGGUUUGUCAGUACGGCGCAGCGCUAUCUUCUCAGCGGAAAGCCUUUUGCCGAGCUGUGUGAUCACAACGCCAAAGUGGCCCGGGAGCUCAAGAGACCUCAAGUUUCUACGACGUGGACCAUGCUGAGGAUUAUGUUCUCCGACCCAGCCAACCUUCCCGCAGCCGGCCUUAACCACAGCCUCAGUAAACUCGGCUCCUUACCUUUAAUGAACAGUUUCAGUUUGAAGGAUUCAGGCCUGGGCACAGAGAGCAGACUGGAGCGCAGUAAAGGAGACAACAGGCAGGAUAACAUCCACCUGGAGGCUGGGAACUCACACAUCAGCAAUAAUAAUGAAGAAAACGAGGAGACGGAGGGCAGUGACGGCCCUGCAGAGUGCAUGUUUGGAGACGCAGAGUUAGACGAUGACGAUCUCUACUCAAUGGACCAUGAAAACCAAGCAGAGGAGCAGGAGUACACGCUUCCACAGGAGGGCUUCCAGCUGCGGCACGAAAUCGUGGACAACCCAUCCGCCCCAGAGCACUUCCAGCAGGACAAGGCCGACUCGCCUCACGUCAGCGGCAACGAGGCCGAGGUCCCCUGCCUCACUCCCAUAGAGUCUUUCUCGCUCAUCUCCAUUUCCCAGCCGCUGUUCACCCACCAUCUUCCCGCUAGCUUCUUCUGCCCCAUUGUGCGGGAAAUGCUGAGCUACUACGCCGAGCAGGGUGACGUCCAGAUGGCUGUGUCUGUGUUGAUCGUCUUAGGAGAAAAGAUCCGAAAGGAGAUUGACGACCUUACUCAGGAGCACUGGUACAUGUCUUAUAUAGACAUGCUGCAGCGGUUCGAGCUCUGGAACGUGUCCAACGAGGUCAUCAAACUGAGCACGUGCAGCGCUAUUACCUGCCUGAAUCAGACGUCCACGACUCUCCACAUCAACUGCAGCAACUGCAAGCGACCGAUGAGCAGCAAAGGCUGGAUGUGUGACAGGUGCCAUCAGUGUGCCAGCAUCUGUGCGGUGUGCCACCAUGUGGUGAAGGGCCUGUUCGUGUGGUGUCAGGGCUGCAGCCACGGCGGACAUCUGGAGCACAUUAUGAACUGGCUGAAGAGCAGCGCUCACUGCCCUGCAGGCUGCGGCCACCUGUGCGAGUACACGUGACCCGAGCCACAGCUGGUUCCCAGAGGAAGAUGAGGAAGUCGUCCUCAAUGCUGGCCUGGAUCUCACUCCGUCAGGCGUCGCAGAGAAAGAAGACCGCGUCUCCUAUCGACUUGGUCCUGGAGCGUUUUGAUGAAGGUUUUUGAAGUAAAGUCAGACCAAGUUCA
Oryzias melastigma (Indian medaka) is the source of this 2681-nucleotide messenger RNA. It is a transcript of the gene wdr24, whose product is annotated as WD repeat domain 24. The coding region runs from base 157 to 2517 and encodes 786 amino acids. The record is from RefSeq and is a predicted model, not a curated record. Lineage: Eukaryota; Metazoa; Chordata; Actinopteri; Beloniformes; Adrianichthyidae. Gene Ontology annotation, molecular function: protein binding. The transcript is spliced from 11 exons. Gene Ontology annotation, biological process: positive regulation of TOR signaling.